Messenger RNA from Sphaerulina musiva SO2202, 2388 nucleotides. Its product is annotated as acetyl-CoA synthetase-like protein. Gene Ontology annotation, molecular function: medium-chain fatty acid-CoA ligase activity. The transcript has a single exon. The record is from RefSeq and is a predicted model, not a curated record. NCBI's taxonomy places the organism in Eukaryota, Fungi, Ascomycota, Dothideomycetes, Mycosphaerellales, Mycosphaerellaceae. Gene Ontology annotation, biological process: fatty acid metabolic process. The coding region runs from base 79 to 1941 and encodes 620 amino acids.
UGCCUGUCGAAAUCGACUUGUCGUUCGAGAACCUUUCUGUCCCUCCAACCGACGACCUCACGAUCCCUCACAACCACCAUGACGCGAUCGUCCAUGGCCCCUUUGCGCAAGAGCCCGUUCAUCGAUGCCAUUGAGAAGCACGAUCCCGAGUCGACGGCCGUGAUACAUUCGCUGAGCGGGCGCUGUUUCAACUAUGGAAGCUUGCUGCACGACGUGGCCGUCCGAAAAGAGCAGCUGUUAAAGGACACGAGCAAGGAUGACGAGAGCAUUGUCGGAGAGCGCAUUGCAUUCUUGGUGGAGAAUAGCUACGACUAUACAGUGACACUUCUCGCAUGUCUGGCUUCCAACGCCAUUGCCGUGCCUCUGGCGCCAUCGUUCCCCGCGGCUGAGCUGCGCUACAUUCUCAACCAUAGCGAGGCUCUGGCUGUCGUGCACUCGGCAAAAUACUCGAAGCUGGCUCACGAAGUGCUGAGUGAAGGCGUGGACCAUGCGCCUCUGCGUGUGGCUGUGGCGAAGAUCAAGCAAGGUGUCCCAUCAUCCUCGUCACCUGCUCUUUCCAGCUCGUCGCGGCCUGCCACGAAUGAAGGCGGCAUGAUGCUUUACACCUCUGGUACCACCGCGAAGCCCAAGGGCGUCCUCUUGCCCACAUCUGUCCUGGCAGCUCAGGCUCAAUCACUCAUUGAGGCGUGGAAAUACACUCCAGAUGACCACUUACUCCAUGUUCUCCCGCUCCAUCACAUUCAUGGCACUGUAAAUGCCCUUCUCACGCCUCUCCUUGCUGGCAGUACGAUAGAAUUCAUGUUUCCGUUCAACGUUGACAAUGUCUGGAAACGCUUCGCAGCCCCAUUUCUCAAUGGCAACAGCGAGCAGAGAAAGCCCAUCACCUUCUUCACUGUCGUGCCCACCGUCUGGUCACGCAUGCUUCAAUCACACCCUGAUCUCCCCAAUGACCUCCGAUCUGCAGCAGACGAAGCAGUCCAACGCAAGCACCUCCGUCUCAACAUAUCCGGCUCAGCAGCUCUCCCCACCCCAACGAAGAAAGCAUGGACAUCUCUCUCCUCGGGCAACGUUCUCCUCGAGCGCUAUGGCAUGACCGAAGUGGGCAUGGCCUUGUCUUGCGGCUUGGACGACGCAGACCGUAUAGACAUGAGUGUAGGUUGGCCUCUUCCCACGGUCCAAGCCCGCCUUGUCGAUACCGACACCGGCUCCAUCAUCGAGGGAGAGGUCAAAGAAGGGGAGAAGGAACGCUCGGGAGAAAUCCAGCUCAAGGGACCUACCAUCUUCAAAGAGUACUGGCGGAAUCCCGAAGCGACUCGGAAGGAAUUUACCGAAGACGGCUGGUUCAAGACAGGAGACAUUGCGAUUCGCAAAUUUGUUACCAAUGGAGCUGGUCAAGGUCAAAGCGGCACGUGGGCAACAGGGCCCGCAUAUUUCAUUCAAGGUCGCAAAUCCGCAGACAUUAUCAAAACCGGUGGAGAGAAGGUUUCUGCGCUCGAAAUCGAGCGUGAGCUUCUCUCUUUACCCGAGGUGCAAGAGUGCGCUGUUGUUGCUCUACCCUCGGAAGCCUGGGGACAAAAAGCUGCUGCUGUGGUCGUUUUGUCAGAAAAGGGCAAAUCGGCAGGGCGAAAAAGGAGGAAUUCAGAAGAAGCGCAGCCGUGGAGUGCAAUGGACAUGAGGCGUGCGCUAAAGGAUAAGUUGGUUGCGUAUAAAAUUCCACACGAUAUGAAGGUCGUGGACGCCAUUCCGAGGAAUGCCAUGGGUAAAGUCAAUAAAAAGGAAUUGGUGCCUGCUGUCUUUGGCGAUUUGGAAAAGAUCAGGAGAAGGAGUAUCAGCCUCCAGGAAGAGAAGGCUUUGCAGAAGUCUCUGGAGAGUGAAAAGACUCGAGCUUCUCACCAGGCCAAUGGAGGUGCUGUAGAUGCUCAUACCCAUGGCAGCUCUUGAGGCAAUAUGAGAGUGUUGAUGAUGGGCGAGAAGGUCAGCCCACUUGACUGAAUGGCCAGGGAAGGUGAAAAGAUCAGCUGAAGCGGUCCGAAUUCGUAUUGCCCGUUGUCACUACUGCAUCUGGACGCACCGGAAUGUCAAAAGUGGUCAGUGAUGUCGGGAGAUCCCGAUCGCAGAGUUUCGCUCUGCAUAACGUGUCCAACCACCUCUUGGGGCCUCCUCUCCUGUACAUUGUCCCAUUCCCUACCUCAAGUACGCCUUCCGGGGAUGCAGAAACUCAAAAGACCAUCCCAUGGGGAAAUGCCACGCACACUGCAUAUAUCGCAGGGAUGUGCAACAGAGAGACUUCGCCACCGUGAGUGACUACCCUAGGUAGAAUACCCAAUGGUUGCAUUGGGUCUCAGCGAUGUAUGUCUUUGAGCAUGCAUGUUGAGCAAGUUAAUGAGU